Messenger RNA from Ustilago hordei, 261 nucleotides. RefSeq lists its product as uncharacterized. Bases 1 to 261 code for a protein of 86 amino acids. The record is from RefSeq and is a predicted model, not a curated record. NCBI's taxonomy places the organism in Eukaryota, Fungi, Basidiomycota, Ustilaginomycetes, Ustilaginales, Ustilaginaceae. The transcript has a single exon.
AUGUUAGAUUGGAGUAUUCGGGACCAGAAGACCGAAAUUAAGCGCAGUGCCGGCGCGACCGAGAUAAGCAUGAACCUCGUGGGAGCAUGUGCAGCUUACUCUCCAGGGUUGACACCGAGAAGGUAUGCCGAGUGGUACGUUAACAUGGCAACGGUUAUGAAGGCGGGCGCCACUGGACAGACGGUUUAUGGUUAUGACUCACCUGGAACAACACAGCGAAUGUCAGUGGCGAUUAAAAGGAAAUAUACUCAUGUUUUGUAG